AUGGCGGAAGCAGCAACCUCCUCCCCCUCCUCCGCCGCGGCCUACCUCCAGAACAUGGACGAUCUGCGGAAGGUGUUCGACAAAUUCGACACCAACGGCGACGGCAAGAUCUCCCUCUCCGAGCUCGCCGACGUCCUCAGAUCCAUGGGGACGAGCUACGCCACCCCGGAUCUCCAGCGCGCCAUGGACGACAUCGACACCGACAAGGACGGAUUCAUCAACCUGGAGGAGUUCGCGCAGCUCUGCCGCUCAUCCUCGGGGGCCUCCGCCGCCGCCGAGCUCCACGAGGCUUUCGAUCUGUACGACGAGAACAAGGACGGGCUCAUCUCCGAGUCCGAGCUCCACCAGGUGCUCAACCGCCUCGGGAUGAAGUGCUCCAUGGAGGAGUGCGCCCGGAUGAUCAAGGGCGUGGAUGCGGACGGCGACGGAUGCGUCAAUUUCCAGGAGUUCGAGAAGAUGAUGGCCACCGCCAACGGCGCUACCCCCGUCAACUAG
Messenger RNA from Linum tenue, 495 nucleotides. The record is from the annotation of a GenBank genome assembly. Lineage: Eukaryota; Viridiplantae; Streptophyta; Magnoliopsida; Malpighiales; Linaceae.